AUGGCUCGAGAAUAUGACCAUUUGUUUAAGUUACUGAUUAUCGGGGACAGCGGUGUCGGGAAAAGCAGUCUACUAUUAAGAUUUGCUGACAAUGUAUUUUCAGGGACAUACAUAACAACUAUUGGAGUUGACUUUAAAAUUAGAACCAUUGAUAUAAAUGGAGAACGAGUCAAGCUUCAGAUAUGGGACACAGCCGGACAGGAACGCUUUAGAACAAUUACGUCAACGUAUUACAGAGGUACACACGGGGUUGUAGUUGUGUAUGAUGUUACUAGUGGUGAAUCCUUCGCAAAUGUACAAAGAUGGCUGCAUGAGAUAGAUCAGAACUGUGAUGUGGUAAAUAGAAUUUUAGUUGGAAACAAAGAUGACGAUCCAGAAAGAAAAGUAGUCCUCACCCAGGAUGCUCAAAGGUUUGCCGAGCGCAUGCAGAUCCAGUUGUUUGAAACCAGUGCCAAAGAGAAUAAAAAUGUGGAAGAGAUGUUUAAUGCCAUAACUAGACUGGUGCUGGAGUCAAAGCGUAAGAUGCAAGACGAGGCAAGAAAACAGCCGACAAACACAAUACGUGUUGGCCCCAGUGCGGCAGCAAAGAAGAAGCAGAAGUGCUGUUAA
Messenger RNA from Candidula unifasciata, 609 nucleotides. The record is from the annotation of a GenBank genome assembly. NCBI's taxonomy places the organism in Eukaryota, Metazoa, Mollusca, Gastropoda, Stylommatophora, Geomitridae.